CAUAUUAUUCAUUCAAAUAACUAAAACCUCUUUGUUACAUUAUUAAUAACUCCUAAAAUAAAUAUGGCUAAAAAUGUCGCAACUUUUUUGUGCUUUACCUUAGCAACCCUAGCACUGUCCCAAAUGUGUUGUGCACAAAACUCGCCACAAGACUAUGUUGACGUCCACAAUGUAGCUAGGGCUGCAGUGGGUGUUGGAAAUAUUCAGUGGGAUGAUAAUAUUGCGGCUUAUGCUCAACAAUAUGCCAACCAACGAAUCGGUGAUUGUGUCUUGCAACAUUCUGGCGGAUCCUAUGGAGAGAACAUUGCCGGUGGCGGUAAUGGUGGAUAUGAGUUAAGUGGCACAGAUGCAGUUAACAUGUGGGUGAAUGAGGGGGUUAACUAUGAUCAUGGUUCCAAUACUUGUAGUCCUGGACAAGUAUGCGGACAUUAUACUCAAGUGGUUUGGCGUGACUCGGUUCGUCUUGGUUGUGCUAGAGUUAUAUGUAACAGUAGCGGGAUUUUCGUCAUUUGCAACUAUGAUCCACCAGGCAACAUCAUAGGCUCCAGCCCUUACUAAACUUUAUAAUAAAUCUUAUCAAAUACUCUAAGUAUGUAAUUCAGCUCACUAAAGCUUUGGUGAUACUGAAUUAGUUAUAUUGAAUAAUCUUCUAUUCCUAUUAAUACUUCAUGUAACGCUUUUGAAAAGAAACAGUUGAAUAAAACAAGUACUAUUGUACUAUUCGAUAUAA
Molecule: messenger RNA, 730 nt
Organism: Spinacia oleracea (spinach)
Lineage: Eukaryota; Viridiplantae; Streptophyta; Magnoliopsida; Caryophyllales; Amaranthaceae
Product: pathogenesis-related protein PRB1-3
Exons: 1
Coding region: 64-558 (164 amino acids)
Cellular component (GO): extracellular region
Source: RefSeq, a predicted model, not a curated record